GUGAUUUGUUUUAUUUUGUCUAUUUAGUGUUUCUUCGGGUUUAAAUGUGUAAUAAUGGUGGUUUUAAUUAACUGUUUAAUAUCUGUGAAAGUGCACAAAUGUGGGAAAAUGAAACAAAGCCGCUGGACGUAACUUCUCGGGAUCCUCCAAAAAGUCCACUGAAAAAAUCUUAGUAAAUGACCACCAUUUACUGAGAUAAUAUUUCAUCCCAUUUCAUUUCAUUUCAUGCCAUGUUUCAUAUUAAUCAACUUUAUUUAAUAAUAUCAGUUUUCACAUUAAAACGUCUUCAUUAAAAUUAAAACAAGACUUGACUUAAGGGUCUUAGUUACCAGGUCAUAAAAUCACUUUAAAAAAAUAUAACAUGCGCCAAAUAGGAGUAAUUUACAUAGUUCUCUAAUUUUUUAUUCAUAAUAAUAAUAUUGCGCCCACCAAGAACGGCGUAAUUUUGAUAGUUUAUUAGAUAUUAACAUAGGAAAUUUUAAACACAAAUAAUGACUGAAGAGAGUGCUAGUAAUAAAGAAACCCGAGAACUUUAUUCUAUGCUUCACCAAGAGUAUACAAUAAUGACAGAAUACCGUAUGUUGCAAACAGAAAAUUUACGUGGAAUCUAUGUUAUACCUUCUUAUGAGAGUUCAUUUCUUUGGUACGGCGUGAUUUUUGUUCGAUCUGGUCUCUACGAAGGAGGUGUAUUUAGAUUUACAAUUACAUUGCCUGAAAAAUUUCCAGACGAUGAAACACCUGUUUUGACUUUUGUGUCAAACUUAUAUCAUCCUGCUAUUGACGCAAGCACUGGCCUUUUAAGUCUGAGAGAAGUGUUUCCAAUGUGGGACAAAAAGCGUGACCAUGUCUGGCAAAUACUCAAAUAUUUACAUAUAAUAUUUGAUAAUUUAAGCAUCAAGGUACCUGCCAAUACUGAAGCAGCAUGUAUGUACAAAACAAAUCGAAAAUUCUUUAUGCAAAAAGUUAGAGAAUGCGUUGUUACUAGCAUAGAUCACAUAUAUGAUGAUCCACCUACAGAAGACAAACAUUAUAUAACUUUUAAACCUUAUGAUCCUGAUAUACAUGAAAAAGCAAAGGACAUAAUGCUUACAGCUUUUAAACCAACUGAAGGAGCCACUCAAGGGAUGUCAUGGGUUCAACAAGGAUGCUACCAACCAUUUUCAAAAGAAGAAACAAUGUCAUAGCCUUUACUGUUUUAUCUAGUACUAUUAAAAAUAGCCAUUACCCCUGUGAUAUUGACAAACAAGAAAAAUUGAAUAAAGAAGUGAAUAAGAACUAUCUAAGUAGUUCGAAGAUAUGGGACAAAUGUGUAUAAGAAAUGAGAUUUCAAAAAGACUGUGUGUAAAUAUAUCGCCUUGUGGUAAGUCUAUGCCAUCUAUAAGCCCCCAUCAUUACUAAACUCCCAAGUGGGUUUUUGGCUUAACAACCUCUAAAAACCCUUUAAACAUUGUAAUAAAUAUAUUAUGGUAACAAUUAUUUACAAUAAGUGAGUAAGUGAUACACUUGAUACUUUAUUUAAGAUUGUUAUCUAGAAUGUUUAGUUUAACAAACAAUACAUAAAUCAAAAACAAAUAAAAACUUAGUUUCCAA
Molecule: messenger RNA, 1590 nt
Organism: Bombyx mori (domestic silkworm)
Lineage: Eukaryota; Metazoa; Arthropoda; Insecta; Lepidoptera; Bombycidae
Product: protein crossbronx homolog
Exons: 5
Coding region: 492-1184 (230 amino acids)
Source: RefSeq, a predicted model, not a curated record